AUGAGGGUUCGUUUAUGCUCCAUCCAAAAUGCUUUUCAUAAGUUUUGUUUAGUGGGUGUACGGAAAAGCUUCCUAUCAACCACACAUUUUGGGUUCGAAACAGUAGCAACCAAAGAUAAACAAUCGAAAGUAAAUCAUGUGUUUGAAAAUGUAUCCAAGAAAUAUGAUUUGAUGAAUGAUGUAAUGAGUUUUGGUAUUCAUCGUUUAUGGAAAGAUUGUUUUGUAAACCAAAUUAUGCCAACAGAUAAGUUAAAGUAUUUAGAUGUUGCAGGCGGGACAGGUGAUAUUGCUUUUAGAUUAAUUAAAUAUGCUAAACAUAUUAAUGGGGUAUCGAAAAGUAUGAAUACAAAACCCGUUACUGGUCAAAACAUUACAGUUUGUGAUAUUAGUCCAUCUAUGAUGGAGGUGGGCAAAUUACGUGCAGAAGAAUUAGGGUUCUCAUCAAUUCAGUGGGUGCAAGGAAACGCUGAAAAGUUACCGUUUAAUGAUGGUUCAUUUGACGUAUAUACCAUUGCUUUUGGGAUCCGAAAUUGCACACACAUUGAAAAGGUUGUAGCAGAAGCUCAUCGAGUGUUACGUCCGUGGGGUCGAUUUUACUGUUUAGAGUUCAGCAAAGUUGAAAAUGACAUAUUCCGAAACUUAUAUAAUGCAUACUCUAUGCAGUUAAUUCCCGUAAUUGGUCAACUUGUUGCAGGCGACUGGGGUUCAUACAAAUAUUUGGUUGAAAGCAUUCGUAAAUUUCCUGAUCAGAAGGAAUUCGCGUAUAUAAUUUCACAGUCAAGAUUCGACAGUGUUGAUUGGGCUAAUUACUCAAAUGGUAUUGUGUCAGUUCACAUGGGUUACAAGAUUCCUGCCAUAUAG
Messenger RNA from Schistosoma turkestanicum, 861 nucleotides. Lineage: Eukaryota; Metazoa; Platyhelminthes; Trematoda; Strigeidida; Schistosomatidae. The record is from the annotation of a GenBank genome assembly.